AGAUGCCGGACGAUUCAUCAUAGUGCCGCCUUUCUGUCGCAAUGUUGCGGUGAUGGUUGGUCAUUGCUUGUAACACGGAGUCACGCCGACCGUUUAUGUAUAAGCAUAAUUGAAAGGAUGUUUUGCCAAACAUUUGCUUGUGCCUGUUACUGUACAUUGGAUUUAAUGAAAAGGACACAAUUCGCUGUACACGUAAAAGGAUUGCAGUAAAGCCGAGAUAUCUUAAGAAUAUUUGCCAUCUUUUAUACUAACGUUUGCAUCCAAGUGUGCCUGCUUUGUUGUCGGCUGUGUUCAAAGUGCCAAUCUCCCACAGGUCCAAGUGGAGAUUAGCGGGCGGAAGAUCACGCCUAUGGUGCUCCGCAUUACAACUGCCGUAUACGCAUCGUGCCGCAUUUUGUUGUGGUCAGUUCGAUGGUUAUUACACAUGUACCCGACUACCCUCGCAGUGCACACCGGUAUUAACGCUACGUGUGACUGGUUUGCGCGCCCUCUUGUGUAGCUUUUUGAUGAAAACCUGCGGGCAUUUUGAUUCGUUAUAUUUCACUGGAAUAGGAUGGAUGCAUGACUGAAUCUAUAUUCAGUCAAAAUUCUAUCGGAGAGACAUACUCAUUUGUGACAUUGAUAGCUGCCUUUUAAUACCUUACAAACUAAUCUUCUGAUCAUUAGUCGGCGGAUACUGACCAUAUCAAAGCGCAAAUAUAUCAUCUUCUACAAGUAUCGGCAACGGACACACAGCAACAGUCAAACUUCCGGCCGCACGCCUGUUUGUCUGUCCGAUCCGGAUUUUACGACGCGUUCUGGAUGGAAUAUCGAAGCGCUUAAGAUGUAGACAUCCCGCGGCCAAGCAGGGUAUUAAUACCGGUAAACACGGAAUGGAUUAAAAAUGAAUUUCCCGAGCAUUCGAAUCUUUUCGCUCCAAGUGUUUUUGCUCUCUUGGGUGAUUACACCGCCAUACUGCGAGGCGCAGUUAGGAAGCUGGUGGAGCCUGGCCAGCCGCACAGAAUUAUUGGGCGCCCAUUCGCCCGAACUGCUCCUACUGAGCGCUGCUCCCAAUUUCUGCUCCCAUUUGGAGGCCGGAUUAAGUAAAGGACAAGAGAGAUUAUGUACACUAUAUCAGGACCAUAUGUCCAGUAUUGCGCACGGGGCCGAUGCCGGCAUUACCGAGUGUCAGUACCAAUUUCGUAAUCGCCGAUGGAAUUGCACGGGGACGAUGGACAAUAAGACCGAUCGGAUCUUUGGUCCGCUAAUGAAAAUAGGGAGCCGAGAGUCGGCAUUCGUUAGCGCUGUUCUAGCAGCCGGCGUAACGCAUGCAGUCAGUCGAAGUUGUCGAGAAGGCGAGCUCAGUACAUGCGGAUGCUCCAAACAGCCUCGUCCGAAAAUCCUAAAAGAAGCCUGGCACUGGGGAGGAUGCGGGGAUAACGUGCAGUACGGCUACAAGUUUGCAGAAGGCUUCAUCGAUGUUAGGGAAAAGGAGAAGAAUUACAAGCGUAAUUCGCCGGAACAAGCGCGGGCUUUCAUGAACCUCCAUAAUAAUCAAGCCGGACGAAGGGCGGUGUACAGAGCAGCCAAAAUCGCUUGCAAAUGCCAUGGCGUUAGCGGGAGUUGUAGCUUGAAAACGUGCUGGCAUCAGUUACCGCCGUUCCGGGAUAUCGGGAUGAAAAUAAAGUCGAAGUACGAUGCAGCAGCGAAAGUCCAGUUGAACCGUAAAGGCCGACUGCAGGCGGUGGAUGCCGGAUUCGUGACACCCACAGCAGAAGAUUUGGUCUACCUUGUAGACAGUCCCGAUUACUGUCUGUUUAACAGGAAAACUGGUAGUCAAGGGACGAAAGACCGCAAGUGCGAUCCACUUUCCCAAGGCACCGACGGAUGUGACAUAAUGUGUUGUGGUCGUGGGUUUAACACGCGAAAGGAAGUAAUUCGCGAACGAUGUGAGUGCAAAUUCCAGUGGUGCUGUUACGUUGCUUGCAAGACUUGUGAACGCAUAGCCGAGGUGCACACAUGCAAAUAAAUGGUUUAUCAGCGUUAAAUGACUGUAAUUGUGCAUUGCGGAGACAAAAAUGUAAUUGUUUUAUUUGUGGUUGUGCUGACAAAACUUGCCUUUUUGUUGCCGCCUCUGUUUGU
Molecule: messenger RNA, 2121 nt
Organism: Paramacrobiotus metropolitanus
Lineage: Eukaryota; Metazoa; Tardigrada; Eutardigrada; Parachela; Macrobiotidae
Product: protein Wnt-5b-like
Exons: 9
Coding region: 884-2008 (374 amino acids)
Biological process (GO): cell fate commitment; canonical Wnt signaling pathway; neuron differentiation
Cellular component (GO): extracellular region
Molecular function (GO): frizzled binding; cytokine activity
Source: RefSeq, a predicted model, not a curated record